CCCCCCCCCCUUCCGCCGCCACCACCCCCCGGGAGGGUCACUGCUUCACCAGUCAACGUGGAUUCGCUCCUGCAGACAUGGUCGUCCUUUUCUUCGCCACAUCCCCAUUCUCGUAAAAUAUACGACCCCGGUUGGAGCUUACGGCCGCGGCGUCUGGUCAUCACCACACCUCAUCUCCCCUUGGUCACAGGCCGUUGCCCGUGAGAAUCAAAUGUGGUCGUCCGCUUGUCAUCUAUGCUUCGCACGCCCCACGUUGUUGGCGGCACUGUUUCAAGCAACAUGAACAACGACCCUUCGUCUGAGCCUUAUGACUGGAGCUUAACCCCUUCGUCUGCUCAUCCUGGUACUUCUGUCCAUUCUACCAUGACCCCGACGCAGCCUCGAGUCUAUCCGGCUCAAGAUCUACCAUCCCCAACCCACCAAGCCACACCCAUGGCUCGUGCAUACCACAUCACUGCGCCUGAGAGCUCUCCCAGCUCUCCAGGGGACUAUCGCCCGCGGGCCUUGCCCAGUCCACAUCGUUUCAACACCAAUCUGCCCGACAAACGUCCGCGUCUGCUCAGCACCGCUGACAACCGCACGGUUGAAACAGGCGAUGAACUCGAAUCAACCGCGGACCGAAAUGUGUGUCUUUGGUCUGGGAAUCUGCUGGAUCUCCGUGAUCUAAUCUUGGUGUGUAGGACCUCGGCCGAUACUCGCAACGACGUCAGAGCCCCCAAUCUCAGGAAGUGUUCCCCAUCCUGGGUGGCGUGUCCGAGAGUGUGAACGCCUCGUGCCUGGAGUGUUCCGGCUCAAGACAUCUGAUCCAGGACAUGGUCCAAGGGUUUAUUGAUCUCCGAUCCGAGAUUUUUUUGGCCUUGUCACUGACCCCAGGUCUCUUUCCGGUCAAAAGCAGCGAGCUCAGCAAACUAGACCUGAAACAAUCUCUUGCAUGGACUAUUCAAGAGAUACAUGAUACUCUUCGCCUCGUCAGGGGAAAUACGCAUACCCAUACAGCCACCAAACCGGAGUUACCCCCGCUAGCCGAUGUUGUCGCUUCGCCAUUCGCGUCCGACAAUCAAGCCGUGUCACCUCAUAUAUACGGGCCCACCGUUCCACGUGCUAUAAGUGAUCUGCGAAGAAUGUCUCUACAUCAAGAUCCCUCUCGAAUAGAAAAUUUCCAACGUCGAGGACCUGAGCUGCCUCUCGAUCCAACUCCACGCCCUCUUGAUCUUUCUCUUCCUUCCCUGAUGCCAGCCGACGACAUGCGGCGAAGUCAACAUCCCGACCAGAUCACUUCAGGUCGUGGCCAAUCACCAUAUCCGUCUUCCGCAAGUUCCAUGUUUGGGUCAGCCCAGUCUCCCAUGCCAUCGCAGCCGUCCAGUCGAACCUUGCCCUCUCCUCCGGGACAACAUUUUGCAGCAGGUAGUGCGAGUGCCGCGGUUCCAUAUUCUCCUACUGCGGCGGCCACCGCCGCCGCCGCUGCUCACAACAGCCAUCUUCAGGAGCUUCAACAUCAGAUCUCUACCAAGUCACUGGCUCUCCAGACUCUCCAGCGCGAGCACGACCAGCUUUUGUCGGCCUUCUCACGGUCACAAAUCCGAUGCACUGCUCUUGAAAAGAAAUCACGUGUAUCAGACCACGAAAUAAACACGCUGACCGAAGACAAACUCCGACUGCAACAGCAGGUGGAGGAGUUGGAGAGCCAGGUCAAUGACCUGAUGAAGUCACGUGACGAAGUACAUCAACAGUCGACCGCCGAUGGGGCACAAUGGAGGCAGAUCAUGGCCAUGUCAUCGCAGCUACAGAUGAAGGGGGCGGAUGAGGCGCGCCGGUUCAAACAAGAAAAGGACGCGUGGCAACGAGAUCGUGAUUUGUUGCAGAAGAGGAUAGAGGAGCUCGAGUCUGGUAAAGUGAACCUGCCGGAGGCAAACCCAGUAUCCGGUUCCACCACCCCUGUGGCAAGCAGUUCCAUUCUGACUUCGGAUUCUGUCGAGGCUCUCAGAGCGGAGAUAGUCAGAUUACGGGUCCGGUGUGUGGGCCUGGAGCGAAGUAUGCAAGACUUGGUCAGCGAGGCCGACCAGCUUGACAGUGCCAUCACGGCCGUCUCGAAUUUUCGACAGCACCUGACGGAAAGAAGCCGGACCGAUGAUCAAGAGUGAGGUCCAGGCAGCCCCCGGCAGAGAGGACCAAGGCCCGGUAGGCAUACAACGUGAGCUUUGCAUUCUGGCAUGGGGCGCAGUCCACCGGUGUCAAUAACUAUGUGGAAUCACUUGCCAUCAAGCUACAUCCGCCAACGAUGGAAAUUGCUGGGCGAGAGCGCGUGGCAAGAGCACGGUAAUUCUCUCAUGCCGGGGCUUGGGAUCUGCAUCAGUUGUUAGUCUGGAUCCUUUGUCGCCUGCAAGAUUAUGCCAGGUCUGGCUAUGGUGAGGGCUGGUCUGUGGCAAAUGGAGGCUUGCAAGACCUGGCGGAGUCGUUACUUGAAACGUUGUCGUAGUCUGGUCUAGGAUGAAAUGAUGACCAUAUACAGCCUUGACCGGAGAGCUAGCGUGUCAAGCAGGGCUUACUGGUGACGGCAGCACAUAAGGUGGGAUGUCUAGUCAGAGUGAGGUCUUUUGGCGAUGACUAAGUAUUGAGCAAUACCAGAGGCAAAGUCCCGUCGGGUCCUGCUCGAAGACCGAAUACCGACCAACUGCUCAGCAAAAACGCAAUCAAUUCCGCUGUUGCCUCUCGCCUCUCCCAGGGGUCGAAAGACGUUGCGGGGUGUCCCCUGUUCGAAGGAUACUUUUGUUGUAUUUUGAGUACAUCCCCGAUGAGAAGAGUACAUGGAUGAGAGAGAUAGAGGUGGUAUUGUGAUGCUGAGUCAUAACCACAUGCAUUAUAUCAGAUCCACCUGCAAACCUUUGGAACUAGUGACGCGGUAUGCGCCACCUUCCUUCGAAGCGAACCGCGGAUCAUUCAAUUAUCCGACUGCAGACGCAUGCUUAAAAAGAGGUAAGUACUACUCCGUAGGUACCUACUGUAAGGUUCAGUUGAGUUACAGUCACGGGGUUUCUCGGUCUUUCUGCAUCAUUAUAUGGUGUCAUCCUUCAGUACAUGCUACCUAAUUAUUAGGUAACCAGCACCGUUCUAAGUAGCAAUUGCACCACUUUCCUG
Molecule: messenger RNA, 3135 nt
Organism: Exophiala mesophila
Lineage: Eukaryota; Fungi; Ascomycota; Eurotiomycetes; Chaetothyriales; Herpotrichiellaceae
Exons: 2
Coding region: 813-2141 (442 amino acids)
Source: RefSeq, a predicted model, not a curated record